Giardia duodenalis is the source of this 6669-nucleotide messenger RNA. RefSeq names its product Sec7 family protein. The coding region runs from base 1 to 6669 and encodes 2222 amino acids. Gene Ontology annotation, biological process: regulation of ARF protein signal transduction. Lineage: Eukaryota; Fornicata; Diplomonadida; Hexamitidae. The transcript has a single exon. The record is from RefSeq and is a predicted model, not a curated record. Gene Ontology annotation, molecular function: guanyl-nucleotide exchange factor activity.
AUGCAGUCCUUUUCACUUAGUCAGGACACAAUUGGGUAUACAUGUACCUGUUUGUCCAAAAUAGAAGACCCGUCCACCAAGGCUGAUCAUGGGUACGUGAAGCAGGCGAAGAAACUGCGCUCAGAGCUACAGCACCUGGUUUCCUCUGUAGCGAAGACAAGCAACGUGUCUGUUUCGUCCGAGAUAAUGUCGGAGCUUUUUUCGUUCACUACUUCCAUUCUUAGAGACAAACCUCUGCCUUCUAUCGUCUUUGAGAGCCUUUUGGUCCUUACCUAUUUUGUUCUGCGCGAACCAACCAAUGUAAGAAAAUUUGAUAUCAGGACUCUGAGAAUGAGUGAGCCCGUAGCUGAUGAUAACGGUCAGCCACCAAAGAAUUUCAGUACAUAUCUUGCCAUAGUGAUAUGGCGCCUCUUCAACAAGCCCCAGCCAGAGCUCCACAAAGACCAGACCAUCAAGCAGCUCCUUUCCUUGAUCGAGAACCUUUGCGUAUGCGAGGUAGGGCUUUCUGGACCGUCCUAUAUAAACAUGUGCAAAAUCCUGCUGGGCCUGGCAUCCAGUAAAACGUAUGCACCACAUGCUUCACUAUCACUUUAUCAUGCAACCCUCUCUUUAAACAAACACUUAAGCAAUAGUAGAGUAAGCACUGAGUUAUCUGAGGAGUAUAUUGUUACUCUCAGUUCGUACAUUAAGUUCCUUUUGAGGAUCCUCCAGUUCUUCUCGGAUGAAAGCCCUACCCUGUUGCUUCCUGCAGGAACCACGAGUGGUGGCAUCUUUCGGUUGCCAUUUGGUGGUGGUAGCUCAGGGGACGGGGCUGUGACCCAAGGCUCUUCUGUUGCAACUGGAGAUGCAGGGUUUUCGAUUCGCUUUGCUGAAGUCCUGGAGCUCACUUACAAUAGUGCUCUUUUCCAGGUAGUAGCACACGAUGAAUUACGGCGAAUAACUAUUACCGCAAUGUAUCUUCUCUUCUACUUUUCAAAUUACUUUUACCUAGAGCCUGUCAUCUUAAGAAUCGUUUCAGAAGAUUUGUUAACUAUAGUUCCCAAGCGCUUCAUUGUCACCCACUCAACCCAGCCUGUCAUUGUCACCGUUGCUUUUGCCUUGCUGGAGCUUAUCCUGCGGAUUUAUUGUUUUCACAUUUCUGCCAAAUGUAUAAAGGCGUACUUUGAACAUACAAUAUUUAAGAUCUUGGAGGAGCCUGACGUACCAUGCGGAGAGUUAAAGAUGGGCAUUCUAGCCCAUAUAGGCCGCAUUUUUAGCGGUGAUGUCCUCAAUAGCACGUUUGUGUUUGGAAUUUCCGAGUUAGAGCGCUUUGCAUUCAAAUACUCGUAUCCAAAUCACGAGCUUCUUGAUGUCAAUGAUUACGAGUAUGUCAAGCUUCUCUUUCCUCGCCCCUUUGACUACAUAUUUAAUUUAUUUGUCACUUUCGAUUGCGAUUUUGAGUCAUCCGACCUUAUAUAUCGCUUAGUUUCCGCUGUCACCGAAUACACAGGCUCUGCAUCGUCAGGCAAGAAGUUCUCUUCUCAAAAAUAUAUGAUAUCACAGGUACAAUCCGGUGACGCCCAGAAUGUUUCCUAUCAGAUCCCAACCAUGGUCUACUCCUUCCAAACAUCUGUGCACAAGUUCUUCUUUCACCUUAUCUCCAAGUACUUGCAUCGCUAUGAACCCUCCUUUGCAUCUCCCAUUACCACUACAUCCAUUUUGGCACAGGAUGUUGGGAUGAAGCCUGGAGAGUCUCCACAUACACUGACAAAGACCACAAUAGCAGACAGUAGCAAUUCUACCGAGCGUCCAACUUCAUCCAUCACUCUGCAAGAGUCUUCAGACUUUGUUCCUAAUCUGAUCAUGUAUGCUCACCAUCUUGGGGUGAACGUCUAUAACAGCUCCAAGAGCUUUAACUAUCUGUCUCCUGCUACCUGCUCGCUGACAAACUGUACAGAGGCAGCCAUAUAUGCACUGAGCCGCAUAGCAUACUCUAUCUCCUAUUGGUCCUAUUUGCACCAGUACGACUCUAUUGCAGAGCAAAGGAUUCCGCUGGAGUGUGUGCCUUCUGGCUCCGAGAAAACAAUGAGCAAACACUCAGAGCUUUUCAACUAUAUGCAGAACAGAUACAAUAUCAAGGAGCUCAUGGAAGAUCACAACAAGAAGCGUCUAUUUGAUAAGGGAUAUCUUCUAUUUGAUAGAAAGAUGAAAAAGGGUGUCGAUUACUUUGUUGCUAAUAAUAAAAUACUCAGACUUGUUCCGCUAGACUCCCCUACCACACUGUCUCUCCCUGAGCCAGUAACAGGCAGAAGACGGUCAUUUGACGAAGAGUGGUACUACUCUACGUAUACCAUGGAGAAAUACAAAGCCGGAUUUAUGAACGCAAGCGAACACUACAGAUCAGUGGCGCAGUUUCUGAUUGACAAUGUCACCGAAAAUACCUUCACAAAGAUUGGCAUCCCACAGGAGGUUGUUGGAGAGAUUAUUGGCGGAAUAGACAAUCCUAACUAUUGCACCCUCUAUGAAUACGUUAUGAUCUUUUCUGAUAAGUGGAACGGCUUAUCUACGAAUAGAAAUAGCAAUAUACGCCUUAACUCUAAUGGCCAGCUACCAGUAGAGGAAGCUCUUCGGGAUAUUCUUAGCCACUUUAAGCUUCCGGGAGAAGGGCAGGUUAUCUCAAGGAUUAUGACGUGUAUCUCGUAUGCAUAUGUGCAAGCCAGCACGGCCGUUAUUAAACAUCACCAGGUUUGUAACGGUCUCAUGUUUGCUAUUGUCAUGCUUAACACCGACCUACACAACAAGGCAAUCAAGACACAACGUAUGACAAAAGACACGUUCUUUAACAACACUAAGGGUAUAGACACGGCCAAUAUUCUCACGCGUGAGCUUCUUGACUCUAUAUACGACAACAUAGCCGCCAAUCCAUUCUCCUUGGGUAGUAUAGAUACUAAAAGAGAGAUUGUCGAGCUCAUGGAUAAAUACUUUAAAGCACCGGGAGGAACAAAGACAAUUUUCAAUGGCAUAGUCAUCAAAGCAAAUGCUCCAACGCCAGGGAGCAAGGAUACAACUCUAAACAUGAUUGCCCACGGCCACCAGUACUAUCCCUAUUUGGCCACUGCAUGUAUGAAGGAGUGGAUAGAUGUCGAAGUCCUGUUAGAAAGCCCACGGAAGAGUACAAAAUCAGUUUCACUGGAUGCAGAUUUGACUAAGGCUUCAGCUGUCAUAUAUGCUCCUACCAUGAUAGCACGACUUGCUGAGAAAUAUCACUUUGCGUUCUUUGAAUCUCUUCUACUCAAACUGGACUCGUCCGUACACCUAGAGCUCUUACACACACUUACUCAGGCGCCCACUGUCAGUGAGCAGACCUUCCUUUUGUGUCUACGUCCCUUCUUUACACUUCUUUCUCUUUUGCACUGCACUCUCCUUCGCCAGACCAGGCCUAUAUGCCGAGCGGUUGUCGAUGAGCUUAUUCAGCUAACUAAUAUCAAGAGCCUUUCUGUGUUGAGCAUAAGUCCAACUAAUCACGCACUGAUUGUUUCUAGAGAGCAAAGCGCGUCUCAUACAGAUUCAAAGUUUGAUCGAUCCCUGAAUGGACUAGAGGUUUCCAGGGCCAAGAGCACGUCUGUCUGUUACGUUGUUACUGUGAUACACGUACUACUCGAGUUUGUCUAUAUCCUCGCCAAUCUUGAGAAGACAAAGCCUCCUGCCAUCAACCCUUUAAUCGUAGAACCCUAUUCCCGCACGGGUUUAAGCGGCGAGCCACCAGCCCUAUCCUUUGCAAACCACUUUGAAAAUAAAACGACUCUUUUGACCAAGAUGUACAUGGGAAAGCUAUCUGGCGGGGAUUGUUGGGAUCUCUACCUGCAGGUCUUUGCGUGUGUUGAAUACUACUUCGACGUGGCAGAUAAAAACCAGUUUCCUCGCUUAGAUCGCAGCGAGCUUCUUAGAAUUUUCAAUAUGGAUGCAUAUAAGAGCGAUUCCUCGCUGACCAUAUCGACCAAGAAGUCUUUUAUCACCUCUAUGAUGGUCCAGACUCACCGGAUUGACCACGACAUACAGUUCAUACAACGAUGCUUAGACCUUGGUGAUAGCAAUGACGAUGAAAUGGAGUGGGAUGACGCCGCCUUGAUUUAUUACAUGUACAAUCUCCUAGAUAGACACAUCUUAGAUGACAUAUACAACAGGUUCAUGAGCUUUCCGUCGAAAAGCCUUAUCAAUCUGUUCCGUGCCUUUGUAAGCUGUUCUGCUCAGACGCUCGCUGCCACCACUAAUGCAGUAUGCAGCGACAAAGAACGCGCAGCCUAUUACCUUAAGAAGGGUCUCUAUGUCCUUGAGGGAAUUGCAAAGAAUUCUCUUGAUCGAUUGAAGAAGACUUUCUCGGAGAUACAGCCCAUGCUCUCCGAUGCUUAUAGCAACCCGGAUGAAAGCUUAGUGAUACUCUGCCUUGGGUCUCACCAAUCAGUGAUCAGAACGUAUUUUGCAAGAUUUAAGCAGCACUCUAGUCUGUCAGUGCAGCCAUCAAAGUCUCUGGAGGUUGCUCAGGGGAAGAGUCAACACAUGCGUUCACGCUCGCGUAUCAAGUCGUUGAAGGUACCGCCAAAGGCGCCGCUUCUAGACGAUAGUAUAACGUCUGACGCAUCGUCCGUGACUUCUUCAAAUGUGUCUCUGAAUGACUCCGCCCUUCAACGAGCACUUAUGAAACCGAUGAUAAGUUUGCUCGAAAAGACUCCAUAUAUUCAGGUGAUAGAUCUGGUCCUUAACUUUUUAGAGGAGCUGCAGUUAUUGUACUCCGUUUCUGAUAGUCUCUACACGUCAACCUCCACAAUCGAGGACAUCGCACGCGCAGUAGAGAUAACCGUCACACGAGUGUCUUUGCGGAAAGGCGCCGUUAAGGGUGUUGUGAGUUCCUCAGUCCAAUCCGGCGACCCCCUUUCACAGUCUGAACAGAGCCUUCAAUCAACAGACUCCUUGGACUUCAAGACAGAGUCCUCAGUAUUGGUCACUCCGUCCAUCUCUGCACUAAGAAGUACAUCGCCGUCUCGAUCUCCUUUGCAACCUCUUGCGCAACUACCUCAGAAUAUGGAGGAUGACUUAGGCAGGCUGAACUUUCUCAUCAGUCGCUGCGACUCUAUCGCUAAACGGAUACUGGAUCUACUUGAGAAGCAGAAGACACUUAUUUCGGCCUGUGUCCGGAUGAGCUAUGCAUUAUCACAACAGCAGAUAGACUCAAAUAUCGCCACUUCGUCUAUGGGUACGUUCACCAGGCUCAUUUAUCUCGCCUAUGAAUACAUGGCAUGCUCCUUUUCACAGGUUGAUUCAGCAGGAGCGUCUCUAACACAUUGUGAUUCUAACUACGCAGAUGACCUGGCGACCUUAUCUGUUGGAAAUCCUUAUGCACACUCCUUUAUAGCUACUGUAGGGAUUCUUUCUGAGCUGAGCCUGGAUAGUGCUGAAGCGGCCAGACAUAUUGCCAUUAACUUACUGCGCGAAUUCGUGGGGAAACUUAUGAAAGGUCAACUCACCCCUUGCAACCACUUGAAAAUAACUCCGAUGAUGAUCUUGAAAGAGGUUGUUGUGGGGUCACUACUGUCCUCUAUUUCUGCGCGAACCAAGGCUGAACCUCGAAUGUCGCUUUGUGCAUGUAACGCCAGCAACCUUUACGUGCUAACAAACCAUGAUCCUGGCAAAAGAAUCCCUAUCCUAAAGAAUUUGUUGAAGAUCAGGCAGAAGGGUGAGCCUGUUCUAGUUCUAGAAAGCACGCGCUUGCAGAUCUGUGAGGAUUCUGGCUGUGGGUACCACACAGUGCUUGAUACACUUCUUGAUUAUCUUCUGGAUCAGCGGAUGAGCACCGCCAUAUAUAGUGUGGUCCUCUAUGGACUGGAGAACGUUAUAUUUACGACUGGGAGCCGCACCAUACUCACCUUCUACAAAAUUCUUACAUCGUAUUUGUGCGACAUACUAAGCAUCCUUAUAGAGCGGCAGAUUCAAAUCUCUGGCGGGGAGAGUCUGGAGUUAGAGAUUGUGCACGCCAUGGGGUACACCAGUCCUGCACAGGCUCUGAAGUUCAUGACCAGUCUUGUAGACGCUGUGGAAAGUUGGGUAGAGAACACAAAAGCCAGGCAGUCCCUAGUGGCAGAGGGGCAGCAGAAAGGAGGUGAUGGGGCGUCUAGCGGAUCAUCCGGAAGUUACAUAGGCAUAUACGAUUAUAUCUCCCAUUUAAUUAAUACCUAUGCACGGCUCUAUGAACAUUUAGAACAAGUAGCACAGGGCAUAGAAUUGGAGCACUUGCGUGGAUUGAUUUUUCGUCUAAUUACUAUGAUUGAAUUGAUUCAGAAAAGUAAGUUCUCUGGAGCUGAUGAUGAGAAUACCUUGCUAGUCGGGCUCUUCAUAGCAGGCUCGCGCAUGAACGGAGAUAGCGCCAUAGACCAGGUUGUGUUGACUAAGAUCAUUGAAGUGCUUCAAGUCUACACAGACCUUUUGGAAAAGGCAGAGUCUUCACAGUCACGUGCACACGAGAACAUGGUUAUCGUUGUUGGGGCUGCACUCACUAGUCUUGCAAGCCUGCGAUGGGAGCAGAUAGCGUCUCAACGAAAAACCCUAUUCAAUCUCUGCAUAAGCCUGAUUGUUAGUGAUUCUCGCGAAAUCCGAAUAAAGAUAGCUGUGGCCAUGAAAGCGCUUUUUCUUCAAUAG